This is a messenger RNA of Engraulis encrasicolus (European anchovy), 755 nucleotides long. RefSeq names its product heme-binding protein soul5, like (gene soul5l). Gene Ontology annotation, cellular component: cytoplasm. The record is from RefSeq and is a predicted model, not a curated record. The transcript has 7 exons. NCBI's taxonomy places the organism in Eukaryota, Metazoa, Chordata, Actinopteri, Clupeiformes, Engraulidae. Gene Ontology annotation, molecular function: heme binding. The coding region runs from base 17 to 670 and encodes 217 amino acids.
GGCUGCUGGUUUGCUGAUGCUGAUGUUCCUCGGCUAUGCUGAGAGCAGCGUUGGCCCAAGUAACUCCAGCACAAGCUUCUGUACGGAGUCUAAGGAAUGCCUCCAGUUUGACCUCGUCUGCAAGACAGAAGAUUAUGAGGUGCGUCACUACAGCCCUACGCGCUGGGUGUCGACGGAUGCGGAGGCCUACUUCAUGGGUGUGGGGGCGGCCAUGGCUUUCAGGAGGCUCUUCCAGUACAUCUCUGGAAGCAACGAGGAUGGUGUUAAAAUUGAGAUGACUGCUCCGGUGCUGGUGAGGAUCCCCGAGGAGACCAAGAUGUGGGAGCCGGCCGUCUACACGCUCAGCUUCCUGUUGCCCUCAGCCUAUCAGGACAAUCCUCCCGCCCCCACCAACGACAAGCUGUACUUCACUGAGAUGCCGGACAUGGAGGUGUACGUGCGCAGCUACGGGGGCUGGAUGCUGUCCGUCACCUCCAGGCUGCACGCCCACCUGCUGACCAAGGAGCUGCAGAGGGCCCAGGCCAAAUACAACCACACCUACCACUACGGAGUGGGAUACGACAGUCCUCUGAAGCUCCUGAACAGGCAUAAUGAGGUGUGGUAUGUAUCGGAGGACGAGCCCGCGUGUGGCAGCCCCACACCAGCACCGGCCGGGAGGUCCACUCCUUAGGACACGGGAUAACAGGGAUGAGUGGACAGAGGACACGGUAGAGAAGAGAAGAGAAGAGAAGAGACGAGACGAGACGAGACGAGAC